Drosophila eugracilis is the source of this 1000-nucleotide messenger RNA. Its product is annotated as farnesol dehydrogenase-like. NCBI's taxonomy places the organism in Eukaryota, Metazoa, Arthropoda, Insecta, Diptera, Drosophilidae. The coding region runs from base 62 to 814 and encodes 250 amino acids. The record is from RefSeq and is a predicted model, not a curated record. The transcript is spliced from 2 exons.
GCUCAGUUAUCGUGCGAACUUUUAAAUUGAAAGACUUACGGAAAAAUAAAUAUCAGUAAAAAUGGAUCGCUGGUCGAAUCGCGUUGCUGUUGUUACGGGAGCCAGUUCUGGUAUCGGAGCAGCCUGCUGCAAGGAUCUGGUGGCCAAGGGCCUUGUCGUUGUGGGCUUGGCUCGACGAGAAGAGCGCUUGCACCAGCUGAAGGCAUCCCUGCCAACGGAUCAGCAGGCACGUUUCCAUUAUCGCAAGUGUGACGUCAGCGUGGAGCAGCAGGUGGUCGAUGCAUUUGCCUGGGUGGAUGAGACUCUUGGAGGAGCCGAUGUCUUGGUGAACAAUGCCGGCAUUACCACAAAAUCUCUAAUCACAGAUGCCAAUAAUGCCGCCGACAUGAAAUCAGUUCUGGACACCAAUGUCCUGGGAUUCGUCUGGUGCGCCCGUGAGGCCUUUAGAUCGCAGCAGAAGCGCAAUGUAACCGACGGCCAUGUGGUCGUCAUCAACAGUAUUGCGGGUCACAAAGUUCCCAUUAUGCCCGGUUACAGCUUCAAGAUGUAUGCCCCCUCCAAGUUUGCUGUCACUGCUAUGGUUGAGGUUCUGCGACAGGAGUUCCAGCAAAAGAAGACCCAAACCAAGAUUACAAGCAUAAGCCCCGGAGUUGUUGACACGGAGAUAAUUGAUGAAAAACUCAAGGAGGCCAAUCCAAAUUUCCCCAUGUUGCGUGCCGAGGAUGUGGCCGAUGCUGUUUCUUAUUGCAUCCAAACGCCACCCAAUGUACAGAUCCAUGAGCUGACCAUUAAGCCAAUAGGAGAAAUAUUUUAAAUGAGGCCCUUAUGGAAUUUGAUUUUUCACAAGCAUUUUGCAUCAUCAAUAUGAAAAUGGAAAGGGGAUGGUCAGUACCAAUGAUAUAAAGACACAAAUCUUGGUUGUUGUAAAGCAAACAAAGUAUCUGGUUCGCAGACAAAAAAUAAACAAAUAUUUAAAUUUCCAGUACGGAUGGAAUUUGAA